CAUUUACGUUAGUACAGUUAAUUGAAAUAUUGCCAUUUAAGAAUGCUUACUUUUAAUUUUUUGGGCCUUUAAAAAUUUACAACUGUCUUUCUUCAUCCUAUUUUCUAACAGUCUGGGUAGAUUUGAAGCUACACUAGAAGCAAACAUAGCUAAGAACCUUGAGUGGUCUUUUCACGGGUGAAAGUGUAGCUUUAGGGGCUGUCACACGCUAUCAGGAAAGCUGUUCCACACUCAUCACAGCCCUUGAUAACAAUUGCUUGUGUGACUUUUCUUCCAAACACUUUUAGUUACUUGUAGCUGCUGUUAUUUUUUGCCUUUUACUUUAUUACAUACUCCAGGAGCAUGUUAUGGAGGCCAUAGGACAUUUUGAAUAAUAUCUUAAUUAUAAAAUAUUUAGUACUGAGAAAGAUUUUAAUUGUGUUAUCAUUUUUUUUUCAAUAUUGGAGAUCGAACCUUGGGCACGGUGGACAUACUCUGCCAGUGAGGUCCAGCUCCACUCCAUAACUGUUACUUUAAUUUCAAACCAGUUGUCUGAGACUGGCCUAUAGAAGUUUGUUGUCAAACAGGCAUGCUUGGUCCCACUCCUGCACCACCACUGCUCUCUUGGGCUUACGAGCGCUUAGGUGAUAAUUCUGCAUGUGGGCAUCACUUUACAAAGGUAACAUCUACUUAGUCAGCAUCAGACUGGUCUAGAUAGAGGCAUGGAGAUAAAUGCCUGGAAGAAGCAGCCAGGGUGGGGCUGGGGGGUUGGGAUGAAGGCUUUAUUUGGGCUGACAGUGUGGAGGGAUGGCCACUCCUGGUGGGAAGGGCAUGGCCUCAGGUGACCCUCUGGUAACCAGACCUGUGGUGACAGAAGGGCAGUUGCUUGCUCAUUUUUCUACAGGGGAGACAGGUAGUGAGGCUGGGUAGACAUCAGCAGCUCCCUUCUUCCAUCUAGGUACGUGCACGCAGAAUCUUCCGUGUAAAAGAGACGAUAUGUUUUUAUUAUUCAGGUGGUUAUGGGGCAUCUGGCGUGGGUCUGGGGACACUCAUCAGAACUUUAAAUGCUAAUGUCACAGACUCCUGCUGUUGCUAGAGAGCCUGGGAAAUGCAGUGUUUUAGCAGGUGCACUAAUUUCCUGUGUAAAAUCCGGAUUUCCUUAGUAAGGAAGAGAGCAUGGUUACUGGCUGAGAGCUUGCAGUAUCUGCCUCAUAAAAUGGAAAAAAGACCACUUUUUUGGGGGGUAAGCAAUGUUAAAUUAAACCACAGUUAAACUUUUGCUAAAAGUCUGGUAGAAAGGGUAUAGUCAGUUCAAACGUGUCCAAGGAAGUCAUUAGAGUUUGCACAUUGUCGUUGUUUUGUUUUUGAAAUACAAGCCUUAUUAUUUAGUUCAGGUCAGUCUUGAACUCAGUCCUUCAGCCUCCCAAGAAGGUGAAAUUAUAGAUAUGUGGCACUAGGGUUGUGGCUUUGGGUCACGGAUCUAGGUUUAUUUCAAGGGCAGUGAAAUAGAUAAUGAGCUGUCAGUUUUGAUAUCAAGAAAGGAUUGCAGAAGUUCGGUUACUAGCAUAGGAGUAAAGUUGAAGAGCUAGGACGAGGUGGCUAAAUGUGAGAGAGGCUUCGAGAAAAGUGACUUCAGAACCCAAUUUGAAGCUUUCUUUCUCUCUUUCCUCUCCUCUCCCUACUCUGCCCUCCCCUCUCCUUCCUUCCCUUCCCUCACUCCCUCUCCUCCUCUUUCUGUGUAUGUGUGUUACAUAAAAAAAUAUGUAUUUGUGUCUGUGUGUGGGUGUGUGCAUGUGAAUGUGGGUGUCUGUGUGUGGGUGUGUGCAUGUGAAUGAGGGUGUCUGUGUGUGGGUGUGUGCAUGUGAAUGUGGCUGCUUGCAGAGACCAGACUUCCGAGGCACCCCAGCUCCUGGAACAGAAUUACAGGCAGUUGAGAGCCUUUUGACUUGCAUGGGUUCUGGGGACUGAGCUUGGGUCUGUAUUACUGAAACGUGAAAAUUUCACCUAUCUACUUGUCUGUAUACAUUGAACCAUGACUUAGAUUUCUACUAGUCUUUCCCUUACUUGUUUUCUGUCUGCUUACUUGUGCUAGAAAACACUUGCAGCAACCUAGAGGUUUAACAUGUUCUCUCACAUCACAGAAGAAGCAGGUUGUUGACCUAUUUUAAAAUGAUUUUCCUAUAGUAUUUAUAAGUACGAAUGCUCACCAAAUGUGUAUUCAGUUGUUGGUUAUCUAAUCCUACAGCCUCUUCUUUGUGAACAAUGAUUUAUGUAACGGUGUCCUUGGUUCAUUAUAGGACUGGAUGCACUGUAAGAUUUCCUGGUGUUCUGAUGUCUGUCUGUCUGCUAUUUUCCCCAUGUCUGACAUGUGCUAGUGUUCUUCUUUCUAGACAGGAAUAGGUGCAGGGCCUUAUGUGUUUAAGAACAGGCAAAUGCAUGGUAGAUGCCUAAACUUGAAGAGUGCAGAUGAGGCUGUGGUCUCCUUUUGGAAGUAAUGUACUUUUUGGAGAAAAUAACACAUAUAAAUUCAGAGUAUCAUCAAAUUUAGAGUAACAAGUUAUUAAGGGUUAUUUGUGAAAUGUGGUAUUUUGCCUUGAUACUUUCAUAUUUAUGAGAUAGGGUCAAUAGUCAUAAAGCUACUAUAAUUGUUUUUAUGGGCUUAGAGAAUAAUUUAAAUGAAAUCUCUUCAAGGUUACUUCCAAAGCAAAUAAAGAAGUCAUCUAGCUGUAGCUACUAAGCCCCCAAUACAAACAAAACACUUUGUUAAACUGGCUGACUAAUUAUGCUUUUAAUAAGUUAGGAUAGCUUUAUUUUUUUCUAUUUGUGAAAGGCAGCAGAGUUGUAUAAGUCUUUGAGUUGUAAAAAACAUUAAAAAUGUUUUAAAAAUUAUUUUUACGUGUAUGGAUAUGUGUGUUUACCAAUUGCACGUCAGUGCCACAGGAGGCCAGAAGAGGCUGUCAGGUCACCCGGGGAUUGAAGUAACAGGGGUGCUGGCUAUCAUAUGGGUGCUGAGAGCGAAACCUGGGCCCUCUGAAAGAGCAGCCAGUGCUCCUGACUGCUGAACCAUCUCUUGGGCAUAGUGAAAACAUUUCAAAAAAUCAGGUUAUGAGAAAGGACUAAAGAAGACAGGUAAUCAGCAGUAUUAUGACACCUAGUAAUCAUGUUUAAAUGUUGUGUACACAGCGGGACGCAAUUGUGCUUGUCUCUUGUCCCAGGAUUUGAGUGACAGAGAGAUCACACGUUGGAGGCCAGUUCAUGCUACACACUGAGAAAAUGCUGACCAAGGCUGAGUAGUAAAACCCAAACCCAAACCAUGUCCACCAUAGAUAGCACAGAUACAGCAGAUAGAUGUUCUUACAGAGGACCCGGGUUCCAUUCCCAGCCCCCAUUCGGCAGCUCACAACCUUUUGUCACUUCUUUCCAGGCGAUGCAGUGCCCCUUCUGGCCUCUGCAGGCACCACACACAGGUGGCACACACACACACAAACACACAUACACACACACAUACACACACACACACACACACAGGCAAAACACGCACACAUGAAAAUAAAGGUUUUAAAAAAUUAUGUUGACUUUUUUUUGCCAUUUUGAAGGUUACAAGUGAUCUACCACUGAACCGUCAUUUCCCUUUCAGUAUUUUCAGUAUAGAAUUUCAGAAAAUGUUAGUGCCAAUGUUGUCCCGAAUGUCAAGACCAAGAGUCAGAAAUAACUUUUAACAAUGAAUUUGAAAAUAUUCUACAAAGAAAUUUAUUUUUAUCUCUUAUUACUUUUUUAAAGAUUUAUUUUUAUUUAUGUGUAUUUAUGUACAUUUGUGUGUGUGUGUGUGUGUGUGCGCGUGUGUGCACAUAUCUGCCAUAUCUGUAUGUGGGUGCCCAUAGAAGCCAGGAGUGGGAGUUGGAUCCUUAGAGCUGGCAUUAUGUGCAGUUAUGAGCCACCGGAUGAGGGAACUGAACCAGGGACAGGGGCAGGGCUGGGGGAUGUUUUAGAACAGGGUUUCUCCGUGUAGUCCCAGUUAACCUGGAACUCACUUUGUAAACCAGGCUGGCCUCAAACUCAGAGGUCCGCCUGCCUCUGCUUCCCUGCUUCCCAAGUGCUGGGACUAAAGGUAUAUACUACCAUUGCCCAGUUUAUGGCCCCUCUCCAGCCUUGUCUACAGAGAGAGUUACAGGACAGCCAAGGGUACACACAGAGAAACCGUGUCGAAAAAAACCAACCAACCAACCAACCAAACAGACAAAAACCCAAAACAAAACUAUGUUUAAAAUGAAUUCAAAAUUUUCACUUUUUAAAAAAACAAAACAAAACAAAACAAAAAACCAGGGUCUCUAGUUUAUCUGUGGUUGCCCUGGAACUUAAUAUGUAGACCUGUCAGACCUUAAACUCAUGGAGUUCUGCCUGCCUCUGGGUCUGAAUGCUGGGAUUAAAAGUGUGCACUGCCAUGCCUGGCUCACUUACUCUUUUUAUAAAAAUCUACUUGUUUAUCUUAGGUUUUUUAAAACUGCAGAUAUUUAUCAAAUGAUUAUAUAUUAUACAAUUAGUAGUAAUUAAACCGAGAGGCAAUAUUACAGAGCCAGUUGCCCAACUUGAAAUCCUACUUGGCAACUUACUAAUGUAUGAAUUUAGGCAAACUACAUAAUCUUUGUAUGUCUUGGUUUCCUGGUCAUUAAAAUGGAUACCAUACUCCCUAGCUUGCCCUUAUUGUGAAAUACUGUCGGCACCUGUAAAUUCAUAUAUGACUAUCAAUUAUUUUUACUAGUAUUAAAAAAAUGAGCACAUAGUGACCCUCUUGGUUGCUGUAGUGGUUUUUGUUUCGGUAAGAAAUAGAAGACUGGAAAGUUGUAGUUGUAAGUGGAGAGCGAGCGCUGUGUGGCCUGGGUGAGCAUAUUCUGGGUGAGCAUAUUCUCCCUCAGGACUAUGGCGCUGAGAAUCUAUCCCUGUUUCUUAUCUUCUGGAUGUUACAUUAGAUGUUAUAUCUGUUCAAAUGGUUUUUGCCAGGUUUCAAAUUUUUGUUUUUUGUUUUGUUUUUUUAUUUGUUUUCUGGGGAGCAGGGUUUCUCUGUGUAGUUCUGGCUGUCCUGGAACUCACUCUGUAGACCAGGCUGUCCUUGAACUGGGAGAUUCUUCUGCUUCUGCCUCCCAAGUGCUGAGAUUAAAGGUGGGCACCAUCCCCACCCAGUUACCUGUUAGAAUGCUGAUUAGGACUGCAUUAAUCUGUGUAUCAGUUUGGGGAGAGCUGGCAUGUUCAUAAUAUUGACCAUCAAUUUCUGUUGACUUCUCAAUUUCUCCAAGUAGUCUUCUCAACUUACAUCUUAGAUGGGGCUUGGGGUUUGGGGUUGGGGGAAGGAGAAAAGAGAAAGGAGAAAGGAGAAAAGAGAGGGAAGGAGGGGCUGGGGAAGAAGGCAAAGCUGACUCUCCUUAUAAGGGCAUCAGUGCCAUCACGAGCUCUACUCAUGAUCUCCUGUUACUCUAGAGGCUAAAGCCUCAAAUACAAAUUUGGGGAUGAGAAGGCUCAAACAUAUAGUCCCUAGCAAGAGUCAGCUGCUGUCACUGAAGUCACUCAAUGGUCAAAGAUAGUAUUGAACAGCUGUAGUGGAGCAGACUCAACCAUUCAUGAAUAAGUACAAGUGAGUGCUAUAAAGCAUUAUAUAUAUAGUAUAUAUUAUAUAAUAUAUAUAUUAUAUCAUAUAAAGCAUGCCUUAAAAGUCAGUGUAAAGCUGGGCAGUGUGGCGCAUGUCAUCAGACCCAGCACUCAAGAGGCAGAGGCAGGCAGAUCUCUGCGAAUUUGAAGCCAGCCUGGUCUACACAGUGAGUUCCAGGAUAGCCAGAUAUAUAUAGGAGACUCUGUCUCAAAACAAAACAAACAAAAAGUUAGUGUAAAAACUAAAACUGCAUGAAGGAAACAGUAAAAAGUCUUGAUCUUGGGAUUGGCAGAGGUUUUCUAGAGAGGUCAACAAUGAUGUUUCAGACUUUCUAAUAGAAGAAAAGUUACCAACAUGUAGUAACAAACUCAGGUGUAUGGAUAAAAUCAUCAGAGGAUGCAGUUGAGAAAAUACCUCCAAAGAUUGUCUGUAGGCAAGCCCAUGGGGGUUUUCUUAACUAGUGAUCGAUGGGGAAGGGUUCAGCCUGGGCUGUGGUCCUGGGCUCUGUAAGGAAUCAGGCUGAGCAAGCCAUGAUGGACAAGCCAGUCAGCAGCGUCCGUCCAUGGCUUCUGCACCAGCUCCUGCCUCCAGGUUCCUGGCCUGCUUGAGUUCCUGCUCUCACGACUUUUCAUGACGAGCUGUUAACUGUGAGUGAAGUGAACCGUUUCCCCUCCACAAGCUGCUUUUCCACAUGCUGCUUCAUCACAUCAAUAGUAACCCUAAGACAACCAAUAUAUUGAUUUUUGUCAAGAUGUAAAAACAAAUAAAACAAAACCCACAAACUUUGCUCUUUAAAUCUGUCAUUAAAGACAUAAAAAGGUAAAGCAAAGAUUUGGAGAAAAUAUUCUCAAAAUGUGUAUCUGACAAUGAACUUGUAUCCAGAAUAUAUAAAAAAAUGUACUUGCUAAUAAGGUAAUAAAUAAAUAAAUAAAAUUAUAAAAGAGCAAAAGGUUUGAACAGACAUUUCACAGACAAACAUAGCCUAUUAAGGACAUAAAGGCAGUGUAAUUAGCCAUCAGAGAAAUGCUAAUUAAAUCCACAGAGACAACACCUUACAUCCUCUCCCAUGGCUGGAAAGACAACAGCUUCCAGAUGUUAGAAAGAGUAUGAACAUAGAAUUCUAAUCUCUCAGAGCCCUGCCUCCAAAUACCAUUAACAUGCAAAUAUGAGGGUUACAUUUUGAACACAUAGACUUUUGAUGAACAUAUUUAAGCAAUAACACAGAAACGUAUAUGCAGAUACAUGUAUGUAUGUAUUUUAUUCUGACAGUCCUCAUCUCCAAAGAAUAUAAGCAGCUCUUACUAGAAGGGCAGAUAUGUGAGUAGCCAUGCCAGGAAGGGACGUGCAAGUAACGGGCUUAGGAAAGCUGCUCUGCAGGCCCGGCUCUCAGUCUUAAUGCAGUGCCAACCCACAGGAUGGCAAAAAUAGAGUACUGAGUGGUGGAGAAUCUGGGAGCCAGUGUCGUCGUCCUGCUGGGAGGGGCUGCAGGUGGGAGUAUAGUCUGUAAAAUGAACUGAGAAGCUGGCAGCAUGCCCACACCGUGUGACUCACAGGUUCUUCGAGACUAUUCUGUGGUAUGCAUAUCCCUAGGUAAAUAGUCAAGAAUACCAGCUUAUCUUUAAAUAGCCACAGACUAGAACGUCUCCAGGUAUCCAUGGAUAGUCGAUGUUCAGAUUGUUUUCAGAUCAAGCCAUAGAAUACAAAGGGCAGAAGAGAGGGUGCACACGGGUAGGUCUGGUGACCUGGAACGGUGAGUGAAGGAUGGCAGUCCAACCCAGAGUGCUCCACACUGGUAAAAGUCAAAGCUAGGCUGCAUACAGUGCACAUGCCUACACUCUAGCAUCUGAGAGUUCAAGGCCAGCUCAGGCUCUAAAGAGAGACGCCCCCUGAGCCCCAAGAAGAUACAGUGAUUUUGUUAUUUUCAAGUGUUAGAAACCAAGACUGUGGUUACUUUUGAGUAAGAAAUUGGUCCAGGGCACAGAGGUUGGCAUUCUCAUAGCCCACUUCUUAAGUACAACUGGUUUACUAGAGUGCUUCCUUGAACUCACGGAACCUCUUGUGCUCACCUCCUAACACCAGAUUUACAGCCACACAUACAAAUGAAGAUCUGAGCAGGUUAAGUCCUGUGGGGACAGCCUGUAGCUUUGCUCUCCAGACAUACCCUGCCCUGGUCUGCAUGUGCUACCCAAGGCCCUUAGAUCCUCUCCUGCAGCCUCCAGUGUGAGCGACUCGUGGGCAGGUGCAGAGAUGUAAUGGGCACAGAGGCCGAGUUCCUUAGCUCCAUGCCCAGCACACAGUUAGCACGUGUAAUUACUUUGAUGCUAAAGCCCGAUCUCUUUUACACGUUUCCUCUGUAUCCUGUGAAAAAUAAGAUGCCCAUCUGUGUGUAGUCCAUGGUCAAUCUAAACAAGAGCCUCAGAUGGACUGUGAACACUGACUUCAGCUUUGUUUCCUGUCUGUGGAUCUGCUCUUCUUCCUGUACGGUCUCGUUUGAAUUGGGCGGAGCUGGGAGUCCAUUUCACUACAUUCUGAGAGGAGAGAAGUUACAAGAAGAAAAAACUUGUGAAGAUCAGGUGCACAAGAUACUGCAGGAGGAUUCCGAAGUGGGGAAGAGGAAAGCUGAUGAACAGAAAAAGAGAGAGGAGCCAGCGGUGCUGAAAACCGGUCUGGAGCAGUGUCCUGCACGUCUCUCGGAUUCAGAGAAUGAAGAACCUUCUCGGGGCCAGAUGAUGCAGACCCAUCGCUCAGCCUUUGUUUCCAAGAACAGCUCUUAUUCCUUAGCUUUCCUGGCAGGGAAGCUAAACACCAAGGUGCAGAGAAGUCAGAGCUGCAGUGACACAAUUCAGGACAGAGUGAGGAGCAGGCUCAGGACAGCUCCACCCAGCAGAGCCAAGAUCACAACUAUAACUCCAGGCUCCACCCCCAUCAUUGGUGUUCUCUUGUCUACUCAGAACAGCCGCUGCCUCUCAGCCCCUGACUUAACCAUAGAAAAGCGCUUGCCCUUCAGCUCCCUUUCAUCCUUGGCUUCCUUGCAUAAGCCAGAGCGCUCUAUCAGCCCUGAAAGCAAUGACAGCAUCUCUGAAGAGCUAAACCACUUCAAGCCCAUCGUCUGCUCACCAUGCACUCCUCCCAAGAGACUCCCCGAUGGCCGGGUGCUCAGCCCUCUCAUCAUCAAGUCUACGCCUCGCAACCUGAGCAGAAGCCUGCAGAAGCAGACUUCCUAUGAGGCCAGUCCUCGCAUCCUCAAGAAGUGGGAGCAGAUCUUCCAGGAGCGGCAGAUCAAGAAGACACUUUCAAAAGCCACUCUCACCUCCCUGGCCCCUGAGGCAGGGGAAGAGUUACCCGGUUCUGAAGCAAUCCAUUCCAGCAAGGAGAGGCCGUCUCUGGCUUUAAGCACAAGGCUGUCAAGGGUCCAGGUGCUCUCAGAGUGUGCUGGGCCCACCUCCACUGCCCUGGAGUACUUCCCUUCUGUUAACCAGACAAAAGUAGAACAGGACUGUGUUAGAAAAAGGAGCCAUGAGGCCCCACUGGAAACCUGCCAUUCCUCAGAGCACAGAGGAGUAGCCAGUGGGCCUUCUUUGGAAGGGGAGCAGUUUGAGGAGUCAAGGUCCACUGUGGAUGCCACAUUAGUCAAAACUUGCAUAAGCACAGUCAUGAAGACCACAACAGUUAAUUCACUGCUACCUAAAAAUGAUGUUUUGGAUGGGGUCCUCAAAACAAAGAAGCAACUGAGGACACUCAGCCAUUUUGAUCUGGGUAAUGGCAUUCUGGUCAACAGCCUAGGAGAGGAGCCAACCCCUUCCCUGCGUAGAGGCCGGAAAAGGCGCUGUAAGACCAAGCACUUGGAACAAAACGGGGUUAAAAAACUGCGGCCACCCAGCAGUGACAUGGGCCUGGCCCCCAAAGACCCAGGGCUGCUUGAGGUGGGGCAGAAAUUGCAGCAGGAGGAAGAGGGCCAGCAGCUGGCUCUGCAGUCACAGCGCAUGUUUGACAGUGAGAGGCGGACUAUGAGCCGGCGAAAAGGCAGCGUGGAUCAAUAUCUCUUGAGGUCCAGCAGCUUGGCUGGGGCCAAGUAGCACUUAAUGUACAAAGUAAUGUUACCAGCUUUUCAGAGGUCCUUGGCCACAGUCAUUUAUCCAAAAGAGCUAGCUGAAUGUUCUCACUUUGAAUUUCUUUCAAUGGCAAAAUACUGUCUUCUAUUAUUCUGAGAGGAUGCAGGGCCUUGGUAUUCAAAAGCCAAGUGUCUGCAUCUUUGGCUUUCUAGGACCAGGGCCAGUCCUCCUCACCCUCUGAGUGAGCCGACUCGAAGGCUUCUGGGCCCAUAUGGGCUGUACCCACUUGGAGUGAGCUUGGGAAUGGCCAGUGUUAGAGAUGGUAGGGAGAUGGGAUAAUUUCUCAUGCUCAGAGCCCCUGGCUUCUUACCACAGAGGGGUGUUUUAAGGUAGCCUUGCAGAUAAGCAUGGCUUCUUCUCAGAGACAAGCAGUGCCUGUCUCUGAAAGAGAAGAGCCAAGGUAAAUAGAUACUCACACUCAUCUUUCUCUCCCCUUUGCCACAAGUAAUUUCUACACCCAAGUCAGUUGAGCUUAGAACUUUUGCCUCUACAGAAAUUAAUUUGUAAUCUCUGUUUAAACUAUGACAUUUGAUUGAAGCAGUGUGGUUGACACCUGGUCUUCCUGAGACCUAGUUUGUAAGUGCAGUCAGCUGGAUGAAGUCUCAGUGUAGAUGUCCAGGUUCUCUUAGCUGCCAAGUGGCCUAGCCCAGACUGACCAUCGGCUCUCAUGGCCACAAGUCCCAAUGUUUCUCCACAAUCACAGGGUGCCCAAAGGAAAUACAACCUAAGGGCAUGCCAGGGCCACCCAGACUGGCUGGGCACCGAGUGUGACAGUGCAAAGCCCACCUAGAAGCACUUGGCCUUGAUGGGAUGUAAAACAGAACUGCAGUGAUCUCACCUAGCCCGUUUACAGGCCCCUGUCCUAGGAGUGCCCGGGACGAACUGUGAGGUUUCCUUACUACUUUCCACGUGGCAAUGGCUAUCUGCAAUCUAAAAAUCAUGAAAAAACUUGCCCUAAAGUCAGGCAAAGGACAAAGCUGAAACUCCAUACAGUGGAAACGAGCUAUCUGGCUGGAUGCAGCUGGUAAAUUGAGUCCCAUGGACCUUUGGGGUUAAUUUUCUUAGCAGCUGACACCAUGUGUCUUUUGCAUCCCUGGUGGUGCUUGGUGCUUCUGCCCUUCUGGGCUCAUUGAGAAUAUGGAUUAUGAUAUGGUUUUAGGGACUCAGGUGGGCUGGCCUUUCCUGUGUUUGUAUGAGCUGUUACCAUAGUCAUGUGGCUGACAUUUUAACAGACCUUCCAGAGCUUUUAUACCAAUCCUGUGUCCCCCUUAAAAGGUCCCAGAAAGAUAAUGCAGAGUUGUCUGGUGACGUUACCUUUGAUCAGAAUGUUUCUGAAGCAUUCGAAGUCUAGAGGGAGCUGGGGCUUAGACUUGCUGUUCUGUGCCAAGGGAGAUGUCAGUCCCUGGGAAUUCUAGAAGAGAGAGCUUCAGAUUUGGAGUUAACCAGAAACUGGUUGAAGCUUCUGAAGGUGGGAAGAAGGGUGUGGAGUCCCAAGCAUGGUAUCCUUGAAGCAGACAGCAAAUUUCUCUGCCACUCAUAGUUGACUGUGCCCAGGGAUGCUAGAUGUGUGUGGCCAUUAGCAAGGUAGCUUCAGAGGCUGCUGUGGCAGGGAACCUGUGCGAGCCUGAAGUUGGGUACAUGUCUUCAAAACAUGCAACAGUCCCAUGACUUUAUACUUGUACUACUUUACUUCCCAUCCUAGGCAGCGUAAGGCUUUAAGGGCUGCUGGAAGGCAUGCCAGUGCCCUAGGUAGGAGAGCUGGCCCUGGCUGCAGACACCAGGGAAUUCCAGUAGGGAAAACUUAGUAAUGUCUACCAUUUCAUGUAUUUCCCUUAUGAUCUUAGUAAUUAUUAUUGGAAGGUUAGUCUUACUGGGUAGUAUUAAAGACACUUAUUUUUCCACUUGCCACCCUUUUUAUAUGUCACUAAUGCUUAGAAAAACACUUUCAGUUGGAAUUAAUUUUGGGUUUUGGUAAGAAGAUAAAAUAUUUUAAUAGAUGAAAGAUAUAUAUUUUAAAUAUCCCCCUUCCCCUAGCAACUACCUUGAAUAAGAGUGCAUAGCAGUGGUGACAAGUGUGGGCUCAGGUGCAGUGUUGCUGCUGAGUGACAGACACUGGGCUGUCCCUGUGUCCCCCGGGGAGACCUCGAGUGUUGUAGACAGUGUUCUUUCCCAUACUUCCUGCUGAGCAGUGGCCCUGAAAUAGAGGCAAAGCAGUUUAUGUUGAGAAGGAAUGGCUUACUCUUUAAUUUGCUUACCCUUGAAAAUGGAAAAAAUUACUGAUGUAUCUGCAUGCAAGAUGCUCUCAAACUUAAUGAAACCUGAACACUUCAUUUCUGACAAUUUCCGUCUUGGUGUUUGACUGAAGCCCAUUGCAGCUACAGUUGUUGAGUAAAUAGACAAGAGAAAUAGAGUGUUGGGGAGGGUUGGGGAGCUAGGGUGGAAGACACCAUUUCACAAAUAGUUCUCCUAAGUCACUGCAGUCCUAGCCACUGCACAUCGCCCACAUUCUGCUGUGCUCCUUGGUGUGUGUGCAUUCUGUUUAUCUUUUCUUAUUAAAGAGGAAACCAUGAGGGACAGGAGGGUGAGCCUUUCUGAUGGGAAAUGUAAGAGAAGUGCUAUCCCUCCAAAGGGCUUAGUAGCCCUUCUCCAGAGAAGGUAACCCUGGUUAUAUUUAAGAGCAGCUGCUCAUAUCUGUUUGAAGAAGUCAUCUGAAGUCAUCUGGGCCUUGUGGGCUGAUAUCAAGUCAGGGAGCACUCUGCCAGCACCUGGCCUCUGACCUUAGUUGCCUCUUUAAAAAAAAGUCUGGCUGAGGAUUGUCUCGGAAUCUUUCUUAAUUGACUUCAUUUAUUUAAAAAAAAUCAUUCUUUGAUUAUGGAAGAAGUACUGGUCAUAAAUGAUCUCUCUCUCUCUCUCUCUCUCUCUCUCUCUCUCAGAAAUUAAAGCUAUUUGAUAGUUAUUGUCUGAUUACAAACUAGCCACUGACUAAAAUGGGAGGCUAAUGAGGGAGGCUGUGCUCAUUCAGAAGCCACUUUUGAGCUCUUAGACCUCCCACCCUGUGCUGGACCAUAGGCUAGCCCCUCAUGCUGAGGGCCUUGUGCAGGGCAAUGUGUGAGAAUGUGUUUGACCCAAGAAUGCAUUCAUGAACUUUAAAUGGCUGUUCCAUCUCUGGCAAUGCUCUUCAGUGGUCCUGCUCAGGAGAUCUGGCUUAGCAGAUCACCCACAUUUUCCAUACCUUAUCAGUAUUUCUGAGUUUGAUUAACUCUGCUUUUUUCAUUUCCUAAGUAAUUUUGCCAAGGAAGAAUGGAUUUCCCUGCAGUGGUUACAGAACAGUAGCCCCUGUUUAGAGGUUGCAUUUAGCUCAAAUCCCAAGAAAUGAGGCAGGUCUGGAUUGCCCUGAAGAACAUCUUUCACUUGAGUGACCUCCUAAUGUAUCCCAACCUGACUCCUCACCAGACCCAGCAGUGACUUGGGGUUUCUUUCUAGCUUAUAACUGAAGCAGAGAGCCAGUAGGAAAGGGUAGCUAGUUCAUCAUCAUGAGGUUAAAUCUAGACCAGCUCCAGCCACUUCCCACUGUAGUGCUCUAGAGCCCAAAUAACUGUAAAAGUUACACGGUUUGUAAAAGGGACAUCCAGAUGACUGUUUUUUUCUUCUGUUUUCUUCAGUUAAGAUAUACCUAUAUCCCCUGAAUACACCCACAAUAUAUAUAAUGGGGAAAACCAUUAAGUACCAAACCAAAAUCAGUGUGAUUUAAAUAAUUGGUGGGAUUUUGGUUGGAAUAGCUGUCAUUUUAAUUACAGCCUUUGCUGUUUCUUUGAAAAUCAAACUCCAUAGGGUCCUAAACCUUUCCUAGUGAGCUCUUUGCUCACCAGCCUUAUAAUACUCCUUACAUUGAGCCUUUAGGAGGAAUGGAGCUGGUUUAAGUUCUGAUAACUCAGUAGGAUUUGAGGAUGAGGCUGCUGCACUUUUUUUUUUUGAAAGAUGACCCAGAAAUGCAAAUUUCCCAGUUUUGUUAUCCACUGUAGCUUUCUGAGGAUUGUUCUGUAUGAGAGACUUGGAGAUACAGAGGUCACCAGGUUCUAGUCAAACUGGAUGGAGGAAAAAGUGCCAUGCCCCACCCCCACACCCCCUGUGAGCAGACAGCUGUGGGCAUUGGCAGCAUUUCUCCUGGGGAAGUGCAACUGUGUUGCCAGGAGUAUGGGAACUUAAGUGAUAUGGGAGCUGACCCUAGACUCUUGAGUUAGACAAGGCCGUGCUGAGGCCAGACUUGCCCAUGCUCUUCACUGCUGCUGUGGAUGAGGCACAGACAGUUCAGCCUUCAGCUGUCAAGCUGGGCCAGGAGCAGUUUCCACAUGGUUCCAGGUCCCCGCAGCAGCAGCAGCAGCAGCAGCAGCAGCAACAGCAACAGCAGCCAGGCUCUCCCUAGCUGCUGCUUGCCCUCCAGGCUGAGCCACAGUUCAGUCCAGCAGAUUCCAGUUUGCUCAGGCAUAACCACCAGCAAAGCAAGCAAGCAGACUAUGCAAGACAGGAAGUAACUAGCUGAAAUGCCAACGAAUGUUUCUUUUUUCACCUGAUACACUGUUUACUCUUAACUGUACAAAUAUAGUUUGUCCUAAGAGCCAAGAGAGGAACCUUUCCACCUACAAAUAGAAAAUGGUUGUCUGUUGGCUUUAGGCUACCUGUUACAGCUCCUCAUAGCCUGGUGUUGUAUUUAUUCAACCUGUUUACAUUAGAAUUGGAGAAGGGGCCCUGGAUCUUGGUGGGCUGCCACUGUACCCCCAAGAGCCUUUUGAUAGAGGGACUUGGGACACGUUAUGGCCUGUCAGGGAUGCUUUUACCACAAAGAAAUGGUAUGGAAUCAAGUGGGAUGAUUGAUGUAUGAUUGACACAGUACCAAAGUGCACUCUUCAAUGUAUAUGUGCCUGUUUCAGGCAAGGUCCGAGUUGAAAAUGCAGUAAAGCAGAGUCAUGAAAGCAAA
This is a messenger RNA of Rattus norvegicus (Norway rat), 14707 nucleotides long. It is a transcript of the gene Rnf169, whose product is annotated as ring finger protein 169. Gene Ontology annotation, molecular function: ubiquitin protein ligase activity. Gene Ontology annotation, cellular component: nucleus. Gene Ontology annotation, biological process: chromatin organization. The record is from RefSeq and is a predicted model, not a curated record. NCBI's taxonomy places the organism in Eukaryota, Metazoa, Chordata, Mammalia, Rodentia, Muridae.